Molecule: messenger RNA, 5421 nt
Organism: Leptomonas pyrrhocoris
Lineage: Eukaryota; Euglenozoa; Kinetoplastea; Trypanosomatida; Trypanosomatidae
Exons: 1
Coding region: 757-5421 (1554 amino acids)
Biological process (GO): positive regulation of DNA-templated transcription
Source: RefSeq, a predicted model, not a curated record
GUUGCCGCCCACACACCGCAUCUCCUUGAAAGCAUACACACAAGCAUCUAGGAUUGCUCUUACAGAGUGGAGGUUGUGUUUGCCGAGAAUCGUCUAACCCCCUUUUUAAUCCGUUCUGCCUCAGCCGUACCGCUGACCCGCUUCUCCUGCUCCUCUAACGCUUCCGUGUCUGGGACUGAACUCGCUCCCUGGGUAAGUUUAGGAGAGUCUCCUCUGCUGUUUUUCUCGGUUUGCGGCUGCGUAGCUUACGACUUCAUACACCCACACCCAAAUAAAAAGAGAAAGGCACCCGAGCCGAAGUACAAACUGUGACGGCGGAGUCUUAAGCACCUCAACGCCCGUCAACGACUUCUCCACUUCUCACAUCCAGGCCACGACGGUGGUUCGGCAAAUAAAUUAUUUCUAAAGGAAAGACCAAAAGAAACCCAAAAGUUUCAGUGGCCUCUUUUUGCUUCUUCUUCUAAUUGUUUUUUUUUUUUUUUCGAACGACAUUGAGUGGUGUGAAAGAGCUCCUUGUUCACUCCCACAUUAGUCUUGUUAGCGCCUUCGCCGUAUUUAAAGCUGACGCGCCUUCGGCACCUUUUCAGAGUAGUGGGGAAGGAACCAAUAUCAAGGGGUCGUUGAUUCCCGCUCGUUUCCGCCCCUCGUGAGCGUUUUGUGCUGUCUAUAAGAGUUUGCUGCCGCAGCGUCGCACCCAUCGGAGGUGAAUCCUCGCCGUUCCUGCUGUUGCGCCGUUGCCUGUUGGUUUGAUUCGUAAUGUCCACCGACGCACCCAUCACUGUCGACUCACGCAGCGGCGACGCGGCGCUGCGGCCCGUCACGCACCGCACGAAGCACCGCAAGGAGGUAAAGCGGUACCACCAGCGCCAGCAAAACAAAAAGCUUCGUGAGGAGGCAAAGGCACGCGACGCGCAGCUUUUCCUCUUCGAGCGCAACGCCAACGCCGAGGUCGACAGCGCCGGUGCGACGGCCGGCAAGGAGACGAGCACCGCAGCAGCAGCAAAAAACGAAGCGUCGCAGCCUCGUGCGGUGAAGGGCACGGACACCGUGAAAACUAUUACGCAGCGCAGCGAUGCCUCCGGUACGAGGGGGGAAGCCGCACCUGUGGCAUCGCCACAGGCAAAUCAAGUAGCCGCCCCGCUGCUGCCACUCGCGACGAGCAGCUGGGACUUUGAGUUUGCGCUGCGCAAGUCGACGUUCGUAGAGCCUGCCGGUGCCAAUGACGACACUGCAGCGGCGAAGGCAUCUGUGAAUUUGGCGCCAAAUGAGACAGCGGAGGGCAAGGAGGCAGCGGCGGCGCAGCACGCACUCGUGAGCGCCAACACCCGCAGCCUCACCGCCUUUCCCACCCCACCGCCCCAUCAAACCUCUCUUGUCACCGCCGCACGUUGCCCCCCGCGCAGCUUCGCCGACCACGCCGCGGAGCAGCGCAACCGACCGAGUGGAAACUCCGAGCCGAUCAGCGUGCUGCCCGUUGACACCGCCGUGGUGGGAUCGAUCAAUAAGCUGCUCAGCAACGCACACGUGCAGCGGGUGGACGGGGUGGCGGCGGUGCCGAUGGAGGCCCCGCUGAGCGCCGGCACCGAUCUGAACCGCCCGCCGCGCACGUAUUUGACGCUCGACCCGAUUUUCAACGUUCAUCAACACGCGCCGGGCUUCGUGCGAGAUCAGCGUGUGGCCCUGCAGCACAUGUUGGCCACUUCGAUGGCGAACUGGAAGGACAUGCAGCAGAACGCGCUGAUUGUGACGAGUGCGGAGGCGGUGCGGACCAUCUUCGAGCAAGUAUACGUUCCAUCCCGGCCGCUGGCGAUGCGAGUGCGACGUCUGGGCCCCACGAUCGUCAUCGACUCCCGCGCGUCGCAGCCGUCGCAGGUGCUCGAGAUGCGCCAACAAGCUCUCUUCAGCAAAGCGCUGUACCUCAUGAAGGAGACGCACGGUCGUGACACGGCGGCUGAGGAUGCGGCCACGACUGCUCAGAUGGCCCUCGCCGUGCCGGAGCGGCGGCUGUGCAGCGUCUCCGCCUCCGACCCGUCACACUUUGGCGCCAACCUGCACCGCUACUCGCAGCUGCUACGCUGGCGCAUCGACUCGACGGAGCUGCUGGUGGGGAAUGACGCGCCGGUGGUGCUGGACCAGCGCACGGGCACGGAGCAGCUGGUGCGCAUCAAAGCCGCCGAUCAGUCCGACUCCACCGACACGGAGCAACGCGAGACGCUGCAGUGCUGGUUUGAUGCGACGCUGGCCAACGUGUCGCACGUCGGCACCUACCUGCACUGCGACGGCGUGCUGCUGAACUACCAGGUACGGAAGACAAACGAUCUGCUUGGGUACGUGGAGGCGCGCCUGGCAGGGGCGGCGCUUAACUUCACGAGCACGACGCUGCAGUGGCUCGUGAAGCACUGCCAGCGGGACGGCGGCACGUACGCGAUGUUCCGCGACUUCACCGAGGACUGCCUGAAACUGUACGAGUUGCCGGAGAUGGACGACACGAAGGCCUUCAUGGAGGAGACGGAGAAACAUUUUUCUGCCUCGCCGGCCCAAGCAGAUCCACAAGGCCGGGGCGGCGCAACGAGUCACAUCGGGGGCACGGAGAGCCCCUUCGCACGCUACCCGAGCAACGCCCCGCACCUCAAUCGGUUUAGUUUGAACUUUGGCCGCACCUGCCUCAACAUCGGACAGCACCUGUAUCGCGAGGGUGGUGUGGGCAGGGCGAAGGACGCCCUAACGCUGCUGCAUCGCUGUCUGCGCGUUUUCCUGCCGUGCUGCGUGACGGAGACGGUUGCGCGGGAGGCGGUGGUGGACGUGGUUCAGAUGCUGCCCGCCCUCGUUGCACGCAAGAUGCAGGCGGAUGCGAACUCGACCGCCACCGCAGCUGCGUCGUCGUGCAGUGGGGCAAACAAUAGCAAUGGCAGCAGCAAUGGCAGCUGUGUUCCGUGCAACAACAGUGCGAAUAACAGUCUCGGCAACGCAGGCGCGGAGAAAACCCCGGCCGGCUUCGUGACGGCGUCGUGUUCGUCACCCGAGCUGUACCGCGAUGCGCUGCUGCUGUGCGGCAAGUUUGAUAUUCCCCUUCGGCGUGCCUUUGUGGAGACGGGAGGGAGCGCGGGAGACCCGCUCAUGCAGGCGUUUUACGCGCGCUGCUUGGUGGCGUCGAGCGCGGCGGUGUGCACGGUGGUGGCCGCAUCGCUUGAGGCGUACUACUGCGGCUGCCACCACCUGCGUGUGAUGCGGAAGGCGCGCAGUGAGGCGAAGUCCAAGGACGGCAAGAGCACCGCCCUGCGGGGGGUCGAUCACCGCGAAGACGUCAUGGUGGUGCUCGCCUCCAUGAUUCAGGAUUUGCUGCAGGUGGUAGUGGAGGGUUUGGUCCGCUUGGAGGAGACGAGCGCACUCAUCAGCCCGCUGCACGCAGCAGAGGCAGCAUCAACCACCACUACCACAACAACAACAACCACAGCGGCAGCAGAUAGCCCUUCGACGUUGAAAGUCCCCCAGAGCACAACGAACACAUGGGCAGUGCCAGCGUCAGCGCUGCAAACAUUGAUUGCCGCACCGCCUUCAUCGACUGAGAGAGCGAUUACACGGAAUGCAAAGGGCGCCAAGGAAGAAGCGGGCUCGGUGGGGGACUCCUCGUCGUCGACCGCCUCUUUGGAAUCCGUUCUGUCCCCCGCCAGCUCCGCUUCUGAGGGGGAGGAGGGCACCACGAACACCGCGACCACAAAUGGCAGCAGCAAACACCAUGCGCGUCAGUUGCGCACUUCGUCGCCAGCGCGUGUCGCCGUGACGGCAGCACAAAGCGGCGCCAUCGCAGUCGACGGCAGCACCGUCAGGACGGCACCGUGCGGCACCGUAGUUGACCCUCGCACGCAGGUGGACACAACGCCGCUGCGGUCUGCCCUGUGCGAGCUCUACGGUGAUGUGGUGAUGCUGGCCAUGGCGGACGCAGCAAGCGGUUUUACAACCCGCGCACUGGGCGAGCUCGGGGCUCGUCUGGAGGCCCGGGCGCAGGCGCAGUCCCAGCGACUGCCCACCACCUUGCUGUGGCUAACCGCGUUGAAGCCGGAUGUCGUGAGCCUGUCCUUUACAGCCCUGCGCUUCUACGGCCGUGUCGCGACACACACGCGGCGCCACCUCCUCAAGCUGGCGCAGGUGUACUACCUGGUGGGCAAGGAGCACCACCGCACGGCGCGCUACACAAAGGCGCUGGAGGUGCUGCACCGUGCCAAGUCGCUGCUGCAGGCGUCGCACAAGGCGCCGGAGGAUGUUGUGUUUGGUGACGCCUUCGGCUCGCACGGCUUGAUGCAGUGGGCAGAUGUUAUGCUGCUGCUAGGUGAUGUGUACCGAAGCGUGGUGGAGCGGAAGCUGGAGACGGCACUGGGCGUGGCAGCCAUCACCGUCGCCCAGCCGCUGUUGGUGGGCCCGCUGCAUAACUUACCAGAGGAGGCCGACACCUUCUUCGCCCAGGCGCUAAACGCGUACAAGCAGGGUGGGUCGGACGAAGGCUGCAAGUCGGCCAAGGCCUGCACGCUGCUGCUCUACGCAUCCGUGCUUAUGGAGCGGGUUGCCUUGUCCGGUGAGCCUGCCUCACACGCCGCCUCGCAGCGCAUCGCCGAGCUGCUGCGCGAUUCGGAAGCGUUGGCACCGUCGCUCUAUGUGGCGGAGCGCGAGUGGCAGACGGUGCGCCUCUUCACGGUCACGAGUCCCACCGCGGCCGACGGCGCCCUCACACGGGCUGUGGAGGAAAUUCUUCUGCGCUUUGCGUGCUGCACGUUGCAGCAGGUGCGGGCCACCACAGACGACGGCGCGCUCGAGCCGCCGCCGAAGGAGCCGCUGUGGGUCGAUGCGGAUGUGGUGGACUGCUACGCGCACCGCCGUGAGCGCCACGUUCUGCCACCGCCGUGUUCGAUGAUGGCCGAGACGCAGAAGGCGCUGGCGUGUUGUGUGAUGGUCGAGCGGCUCGCACCGGCGCGUACCGCCGACGUCACGGCGCGUGGCCGGGAAGUGGCGAGGCCCACGGCUCUGGUCACCGCCUCGGAGAGUAAAUACCGCAGUCUGCUGCGCUGGAUCGGCAGAGCCGCCGCUUGUAUGACGACGGCGCUGCAGACCUUCUUGAGAAGCAAAGAUGUCUGGCGGACCGCCGCGGCACGGCAUCAGUGGAUGUCGACGCUGCGGACGUGGGGUGAGCAAACACUCGGGAGCUGUCUGCAUCACCUGGUGUGCAUGAUUACCCUGCGGCUGCUCAAUGCGGCGCAGGGGCGGCUGCCAGGUCCGAAGCAGGCGGAAGCACGCGAGGCCUUCAAGCAGGUAACGAUGAAGCUCGAGGCGGGGUCAGGUGCGAGCGCCGACAGCGAUGAGGCACACGAACUCAUUGUCAAAUCGCUGAAGGAGCUCAACGAAUUGCUGGUGCCCUUCACGGAGUGGUAG